Molecule: messenger RNA, 1199 nt
Organism: Anguilla rostrata (American eel)
Lineage: Eukaryota; Metazoa; Chordata; Actinopteri; Anguilliformes; Anguillidae
Gene: cimap1b
Product: ciliary microtubule associated protein 1B
Exons: 8
Coding region: 190-969 (259 amino acids)
Cellular component (GO): cytoskeleton
Source: RefSeq, a predicted model, not a curated record
AAGAAACAAGUUAUAAACAAUCAGAGCAUUGUGUGGGGCCAGCUCGGCAUGCUGCAACCUCCAGAGUGCUGAGCCGAAGAUAUUUUUGACAGGUGUUCACAUGGGGCGGCGUUGACUUGUGCUAUUGGUUUGCUGGACCCGUUUUACUCCAUUGUUACGUCUGAAACGGUAGAGUACAUCACAGACAAAAUGUCAGAUGGUGAGACGGAUGCGUGGGUAGGCGUAUGGAGGCCUCACAAGCCAAAAGGACCCAUUGCUGCCCUUUACAGCAGUCCUGGACCAAAAUACGCCCUUCCUGGUAGCACAGGAAAUGAUUUUCAUGAUCCGAGGAAACUAAAAGCACCGGCAUUCAGUUUUGGCAUUCGUCGCAGUCAGCUAUCAUCAGACCUCUCCCCUGGGCCGGGCUACCUUGUCCCAGCCAACAUCACCAGGAUAGGACGAAGUGGAACACCAGCCUACUCACUUUAUAGCCGUCCCAAAGAUUCCCUCCGCUUCCAGACUCCUGGGCCAGGCAAAUAUGCUCCAGAAAGAGCCGGAAAGUCUGCAUUUUACAGUUCCCCUGCAUACUCAAUGUCAGCACGGACAGGAGGCUUCUUUAAUCCUACAUCCCCAGGACCUGCUGCUUAUACGUUGCCCUCCGUACUGGGAACCAGGACUGUGAACAAACCCUCUGCCCCAAACUUCUCCCUCACUGGAAGGAGCAAGGUUGGCAGCUUUCAUGAGGACCUUCAAAAGACACCAGGGCCUGGAACUUACAAAAUGGUGGAACCCAGCAGCUACAAAUACAAACCUCCCCAGUACAGCAUGAUUGGCCGCAAUAUGAUGCCUGGAGAUCUCACAGAGAAGCCAGGACCUGGAGCCUACCGGCCAGAAGUAGUCACUUUCACAAGGAGGAAAUCCCCAUGUUUCUCUUUUGGAAUCCGACAUUCCGAGUUUUCUACUCCUGUCUUUUUGGACAAAGAAGACUAGUCUCCUGCUGCAUAUAUUAUCACUUUGUCAUGAGUGUAAAGACAUCGCUCAACAAUGUGCUGAAGAAAAAAAAACUGCAAAGCAUCUCAUGAUUAACACGAUUGCUGCUGAGUAUUUGUGAUUGUAACAGAAAAUCAUAACUGAAUCAUUUCUAAGAGGACUAACCCUAAUGCUGUGCACCUAAUACAAGCUAAAUAAAUGCAAGGAACUGGCUGAAGCCAGGACUCAUA